GUUUCAUCAACUGUCAGCUCUAUGAGUAUCACUACAUUAAUGAUGUAAAGACCUGGACUGAAGCUCAGCAGUACUGCAGAGAGAAACACACUGACCUGGCCACAGUGUCUAACAUGACAGACAUGAAGAGACUCCUCAGUACCAGAGCGGGAGAUAAGAGUGAGGCUUGGAUUGGUCUGUAUGAUCAGACAGAUGGUAUCAGAACAUGGUACUGGUCUCUGCCUGGAGUGGAGUUCAAUGAAAGGGAAACAAACUGGAGACCUGGAGAACCAAGUGGUUAUAAAACUGAGAACUGUGGGCUUCUGUUAUCGAAUCUUAUAUGGCUAGAUGUCUAUUGCAGAUUUAAAUUACCUUUCCUCUGUUAUGAUGAAACUAAUAGAACCCAGAAAUACCGCUUGAUUAGAGAGGGGAAGACCUGGCAGGAAGCUCAGAGUUACUGCAGAGAGAAACACACAGACCUGAUCAGUGGAAUGAAGCAGCUACAGGAUGGAGAACUGGAGGAAGUGAUGAAGUCUGCAGACAAUUAUUCAUUCUUUGGUCUGUUCAGAGACACCUGGAGGUGGUCAGAUGGAAGCAGUUUCUCUUUCAGACACUGGGAGACAUUGCCAAACAAUGAGAGAACCAACAGUGUUCGAUGUGCCGUGGCUGGGAUUGAUAAAGAAGGCAGAUGGAAGACUGACAGCUGUAAUCAGAGAAAACCCUUCAUCUGUUAUGAUGGAAACCUGUGCCUCCCCUGUGAAAGCUCAGGAAGAGCAAACCUGCCGAGCUGA
Messenger RNA from Cyprinodon variegatus (sheepshead minnow), 770 nucleotides. Its product is annotated as C-type mannose receptor 2-like. The record is from RefSeq and is a predicted model, not a curated record. Bases 114 to 770 code for a protein of 218 amino acids. NCBI's taxonomy places the organism in Eukaryota, Metazoa, Chordata, Actinopteri, Cyprinodontiformes, Cyprinodontidae. The transcript is spliced from 3 exons.